AUGUUUGUAGAGUGCUUCGACUGUGACUGUGUCUCUGGCCACACAUCAGUGAGUGGUGUUUAUGAAAUCACCAGCCCAGUAACAAACAACAGCACCCAAGUGGAGUGUGUAAUGAAGGAUGGACACGGAUAUACAGUAAUCCUCCAGCGACAUGACGGAUCCGUUGACUUCAACCGGACGUAUGCCGAGUAUCGGGACGGGUUUGGGUCGCCGUUCACAGAAAUGUGGCUUGGAAAUGAAUAUUUUCAUCGUCUGUCCUACAAUUGGUAUUCCCGUCUGUACAUUGAGUUGAAGUACAAUGACUCUAGUGUCCGAUACGUGGAGUAUAUUGAUGUCAGUGUAUAUCCUGCCUCGGCUUAUUAUUGUCUUCUUCAUUACGGCAUGAUGGCAGGAAAUGCAAGUGACAAAUUAUUUUAUAAAACGCGCUAUCCUUUUGGGGCCAACGACCUGGAUCCCUAUGGCUGCAAGUGUCCUUUGUUGAUGUACGGUGGGUGGUGGCACGGUUGUUGUUCAAACCCAUGCGGUCUGACCAUGCCUUAUAACGACCCCACCUAUCCAUUUGGAUGGGACUGUAGCGAAACAACUAUCAAACUAACGAGUGUAAAAAUGAUGGCUAGCAAAAUGUGAAACUUUCGCAACAAUCUGCAGAACCUAUCACAUGUCGGUCGUAUUUCAAUAAGACUUGGUGUAAAUUACAAAAACCUAGAUAACUUGUGUCAAAUAUAUAUAAUUUAUAGUGUUUGUUAUCGUAAUAUUUUUAAAUAUUUGUUACUCAAAUAGUUUUUUCACGUUACAGUGAAUGUACACGUUUUGUCAUUCUUGAUUUUUUUAUUUUUAAAAAAAGUUUAGAGCCCGCAUGAUGGCGAAUUUUAUUUCAAAAUUUGAUCGUUGCUUUAAAUUAACUGCUUUGUACCUUUUUAUAUAAACGUUCAAAAACACGUUCGUAGCAAAAGCAAUAGAAAAAAAAUAUGUCUGAUGUAUUUAAGAAUCAGUUCAAAGUGUAUAAUGGGAUCGAACUAGAAUCUUUAAAAUCUAGAUACUUAUCAUAACUUAUCAGGUCUUUCGGCAGGGCUCAAGUAAAUAAAUUGAGCGAACGACAUUAUUUUUGUUUUAGAUGCACUAUAUUCUUUUGAUAUUUUGACUUAUAAACGCUGACGUUAAUAUCUUGAUGGUUUGUUAGUCAAUUUUUUGGGGGAUAAAUUUUCAGUUAAAAUCUACAUCCGGUAUCCAGUAGACCCCGUUUUAAUAGAUAUCAAAGUUUGUUUUUGCCCUGAC
This is a messenger RNA of Magallana angulata, 1275 nucleotides long. RefSeq names its product angiopoietin-2-like. Bases 1 to 627 code for a protein of 208 amino acids. The transcript has 4 exons. Lineage: Eukaryota; Metazoa; Mollusca; Bivalvia; Ostreida; Ostreidae. The record is from RefSeq and is a predicted model, not a curated record.